Messenger RNA from Dioszegia hungarica, 5484 nucleotides. Its product is annotated as PLU-1-like protein-domain-containing protein. Lineage: Eukaryota; Fungi; Basidiomycota; Tremellomycetes; Tremellales; Bulleribasidiaceae. The transcript is spliced from 10 exons. Gene Ontology annotation, biological process: chromatin remodeling. The record is from RefSeq and is a predicted model, not a curated record. Gene Ontology annotation, cellular component: nucleus. Gene Ontology annotation, molecular function: DNA binding; histone demethylase activity. Bases 1 to 5484 code for a protein of 1827 amino acids.
AUGGACCUUGUGACUGGCUAUGACGUGGCAUUCCACGGCACCAAGUAUCAACACCCGGCCUCGCUCUCGGCGAUCUCCGCCCAUCUCGGCAACAUGAUGGUGACCGUACAAGCAUCAUCCUCGCGCGCAGGUCCAUCGGCACCUCGAUCGCUCUCUGGGUCAAGGGACAAGCAGCGGUCUGGGUCACUGACAAAGCCCCUGACCCCUCGGAGCAGCAACGGUCAAGCCGGCUCAUCUACUUCGGAGGCACGCAAGAUGCCUGCCUCCGAGAUGAAGCGGGCCAAACCCACGUUCACGACUUGCCGGACGUAUCCCGAGAAUGCGCCCGCUCCGGUUGAGCUGGAACCUGGAGCGGAGCUACAGCGCAAUCAGCGCCGCUCCAAGGUGCAAGCCAUCUCCAAGUUGGAUCGAGCGGGCACUCCGCUCUCCUCUUCGGCUGCAGGGCCAUCUGGUACCUCGUUCCUCCCCAGCAAGGGCUCUGCUGGGCCUAGCGAUUCCGCCCCCGGACCAUCGCGUAAUCCUCUGCACCGCCCACCCAUCAUCAAUCCCCCUUUCAAACUCGCCGACGUCAGGACUCAAGCUCCGCGGCAUCCCGAGCCUCGGUCUGGCUCUCGCCCGUUCAACCUCCCCGAAUGCCCCGUCUUCUACCCCACCCCCGCGGAAUUCAGCGAUCCACUAGCGUACAUCGCCGCUUUGCCUCUAUCAGCCAAAGAGGCGGGCAUUUGCAAGGUCGUUCCUCCCAUAGGCUGGCGGAUGCCUUUCUCGAUCGACCAAGAGACCUUCCGCUUCAAGACUCGGCUACAGCGGCUCAACUCGCUCGAAGCUACCAGUCGGGCGAAACUCAACUUUCUCGAACAGUUGACCAUGUUCCACCUCCAACAGGGGGACUCGAAAGUCACCAUCCCGCUCAUAGAUCGGAAACCGCUCGAUCUGUGGCGGCUCAGGAAGGAGGUGACCAAGAUGGGCGGAUAUGAGGAUGUGCAAGCGAGCGAUUCGUGGCGCAAGGUGGCGGAGGUCAUGGGGCACGAUGCGGGAUGGGGACCGCAACUCGGGCUCGCGUACAAGCGCAUCGUCUAUCCCUUCGACACCUUGUCAAUCCGCGCAAAGACCGCUUCCCUCUCUCCCCUCACCCCUCUGCCAGCCAGCAAAGCCCAAAAGCCACCAGGCUGGACGGAAGCGACCCCAGGCUCGCCUACUCGGUCAGGUCGGAUGGGCGUGUCGGCGGGUAGGAUGGGCGCCGUCAAAAAGCGGAAAUCCAACUCGCCUCAACCAGCAGCCGCUCCUACCCUCCCAAUCCCUACUGGCCUGGACCUCAGCGGAUCGCUAGCAAUACAUCCUACCUCAUCCCCUCAGCCAGGUUCCGGGCCAGACUCGGCCGGCCUAAACGGGAAGAUGAGGAUACCGGGCUUCUCCUCAAACAAGGAGGAUUCCGAGAGCGAGUUGAGUGAUGACGAUAGUCUCACUCCGCCUCCGCCUGAUAUGCCGGAGCAGUAUCAGAAGGGCGAGGUGUGCGAGGUAUGCCGGAAGGGGAACUUUGCGGAGAAAAUCCUGCUCUGCGAUGGUUGCGACCGAGGUUUCCACAUUUUCUGUCUAGAUCCCCCUCUUGCCUCCGUCCCCGCCAACGAAGAAUGGUUCUGCACCCCAUGUCUACUCUCUCAGGGAGACGACUACGGCUUCGAAGAAGGAGAGGAGCAUUCGAUGGCGUCUUUUUCUGCUCGCGAUGCCGCCUUCUCCGGCGCGUGGUGGAGCAAGCAUCGUCCAUCCUCUUCGACCAACGGUCCAGCUACACCUCGUUCCGGAUCGGGGACCGGUAGCGGAAACGGCAGCGCCUCGCCCACAGGCAAGCGGCACACCAUGCCAGAUCCGCUGGCGAGGACAUUCGGGCGGACAGUGGUGUCAGAGGACGAUGUGGAGCGGGAGUUCUGGCGGUUGACGGAGAGCAAUUCGGAUACGGUCGAGGUGGAGUACGGGGCGGAUGUCCACUCGACAACACAUGGAAGCGCCGCUCCAACGCUGGAAACACAUCCACUCGACCCAUAUGCCAAGGACGGCUGGAACCUGAACAACAUGCCUAUACUACAGGAGUCGCUGCUCCGGUAUAUCAAGUCGGACAUCUCGGGAAUGACCGUCCCGUGGAUCUACAUCGGCAUGAUGUUCUCUACAUUCUGCUGGCAUAACGAGGAUCACUACACGUAUUCCAUCAACUACAUGUACUGGGGCGAGACCAAGACAUGGUACGGUAUCCCCGGAGCGGAUGCCGAGAAGUUCGAAACCGCCAUCAAGGCUGAGGCACCCGAGCUGUUUGAGCAGCAGCCAAGUCUGCUGUACCAGCUCGUGACGAUGAUGAACCCCGGCAAGCUGGUGGAGCAGGACGUGCGGGUCUUGGCGUGUGACCAGCGGCCGAACGAGUUUGUCAUUACGUUCCCGAAGGCGUAUCACUGCGGAUUCAAUCACGGCAUCAACUUCAAUGAAGCGGUCAACUUUGCGCUUCCGGACUGGCUACCCGAGGGGAAGGAAUCGGUCGUCACGUAUCGGAAGCACGCCAAGCCGCCCGUCUUCUCACACCACGAGCUCUUGAUCAGCAUCACACUGUACUCUGAUACUAUCAAGACCGCAUUAUGGGUCCGAAACAGCCUCGCUAAAAUGGUGGCCGAAGAGACAGCCCAACGAGAAUCCAUCCGCAAGGACGUUCCCCUGCUUCAGGAGAUCCUCGUUGAGGAAGACUGCCCAGAAGAGCAAUACCAAUGCUGCAUCUGCAAAGGCUUCUGCUACCUCUCGCAAAUCACCUGCACCUGUACCAAGCUCGUCGCCUGCAUCGACCACGCCGACUCGCUCUGUCGCUGCGCCAAGACCAAGCGGGUCCUCCGGAAACGAUACUCGGAGGCGCAGCUCGAGGAGAUCUUGGCAGAUGUGCAGGCCCGAGCCGCUAUCCCCGGUCUCUGGCGGGAACGGUUCAUGCAGGUCGUAUCGGUUCCUCGACCGCCGCUGAAGAGUCUGCGAGGACUCUUGGCGGACGGAGAGAGGAUAGCGUACCCCAUCCCCGAGGUGGAUCACCUGCGGGCGGUAGUCAUACGGGCGAAUGCAUGGGUCGAGAAGGUCACUACCCUCGCUACACGCAAGGCGGGAGGGAGGAGGCGGAAGGGACAGCACGCAUCGGACGAGGAGGAGGUCGAUCGGUCGCCCGAGCAUCUCGCCGCUCUCCUCUCCGAGGCGGACCGACUCGCAUUCGAUGCGCCGGAAGUGCUUCAUCUCCGUCACAUGCUGCACUCGAUCAACUCCUUCCAGUCCGAAGCCAACUUCAUCCUCUCUCGGCCCGCAGCGGAGCUCGACUAUGAGCGGUGCCAGAGUACUCUCAUCCUGGGCCAGGGACUACAAAUCGACCUGCCGGAGAUCGCCGAGGUAGAGCAGGUGGUCAAGCGGCUGGACUGGUACAGGAAGGUGGAGAAUGAGGUGGACGAUCGGACGAUCCAGUACGACGACGUCGUCGCGCUGUUGAGCCAGGCAAGGGCGUGUGCUAUCCCCGAGACGGAGCAGCUGGUCCAGGAGUUGGUGGAGAGGGAAAGGCGAGGGCGGAUCUGGAAGUCUACCUCGGAGCAGCUCUUGGCGUCUCGGUCGAUCCACCUCGCCGAUGUCGAAGCCCUUAUCGAAGGCCAGGAGUUGACGCCGACCAAGCUGGAUACUAUGCUUCAGCUGGAAACCAUUCGGAAAACGGCGGUCAAUUGGCAGACGUCGGCGCAAGCCUUUUUGGCGGGCAACGGGACUGCCACGGCGGCACUGCGUCUCUGCAAGAACGUCAAGGCCGCACAGGGUCCGAUCGGGCGGGUGGUCAUACCGGAAAUGACCGACCUGCAGGCGGAGCUCGACUUCCACGCGGACUGGCUCAAGGCGCUCGCCGCUCUGGUCUCGGAACAGCCCAACAAGGUCACCCAGCAGCUCAACUGGAUCCUCGGGGAGAUCAAGGGCCACUUGGACCCAUCCGACGACCUGCCCAAUGACGCGCACGCCUGCUUCUGCCGGAAUCCCGCGACGGCGGUCAUGGUUACGUGUGAGACGUGCUUGGGGAUCUACCACCCCAAGUGCCUCGACAUCGCGCCCAAGAACGCCGCUAUACCCGUCAAGUGUCCGAUGUGCUUGCGGGGUACGUACGACGAUCGGCCGUCCCUCAAUAGCUUGGCCAUGCUGAGCGACCCGUCCAAGUGGAACUUUAUCCUCGUCCCCGCCGAGAUGGCUACACUUCGGGCGAUCCUCGAGAAGGGAGUCGAGUUCAGCAGACUGAUUAUCCCCCUCGUCUCACCCUACACCAACGGCUCGCCCGGUCCGGACCCAGCGCUCAUCACCCAUUGCGCACGCAAGCUCUUCACGCUCCCCAUCGCCCUCGAUGCCGUCAAUACAAAGACGAACGAGAGAGUCGUCUUUGAGGACUGGCUCUUCAAGGGGAUGCGGGAAGCUCGGCAGCCUCCGCCGGCGGCAGCGGCGAAGCGGUCAAAUCGUCCUCGUCGUGCCAAGCUGGUAUUGGCGGAAAGCAAGGAGAAGGAGUUUUCGUGCAUCUGCGACUCUCCGCCGGUGGACCAGCUCCUUCAGGUCAGGUGUGGGCGGUGCGAGCAGGGAUACCACCUGUCUUGUAAGACCUGGCGGUGCCCAUGCUGUGCGGUCAAGGAGGGGAAGCUGUAUCUGAAGAAUGUCGAGUUGCGCGUGCAGGACGCAGCGCAUGACGGUACCAAUGUCUUCAUCGACUAUCGCCAGACCGUUGCCAGCUUUGUCGAUCAACCCAUCUACAUCAAGCUUCCGCCCAACCGCUGCAUCCUCCUCCACUGCACCGAAUUCAUACCCGCCAUCAAACCCGAUGGCAAGCCGAAUGGGGCGAUCGAGGAGCUGGACGAGGAAGGUCGUCCGCGCAAGAAGACGCGAGUAGAUGGCAUGAAUGGCGAUGGGUCUCAUGCGGGUUGGCGGGGAGACGGGGAGGACGGAAGAGUCGCUGCCAACGGGUAUCACCCCAUGACGCUCCCCAGCCACAGCCGACCAACUAUCCCCCUCGAAGCCGCCCUGCAGGCCGUGCAGGCUCAUCGACCGGUCGACGUGUACCGUCCAGCCCGUCGGAGUCCGUCGUCCGGCCCAUUCUCUGCCCGCUCGCCAUUGGUCCACAACAAUCAGCCCCACACAGCCAGCCAAUCCUGGGCUCCCUCGCCCCCUCCACCACAACAUCAACCCUCGCCCAUGGACUCGCCGAGGGGUUCCUCCAGACUCCAACCCUCUUCUUCCUUCACGUCCAACUUCCCGAGGUCCACCCCGACGGUCAGCUCCAGCUGGCGUCCUCCCUCGGCGGCGGCCUCGCAGUCGAUGCCAAAUGGCGGCUCAGCCGCACGGCUUGCGGUCUCUUCUUCCUCGGGCAGGCCAAGGUCCCCUAUCGACCUCACUGCUAGUUCGCCCGCGGGCACGCCGGUCCUCCCAGUCCGGUCGGGCGAUCUGUCCAGCGUUCGUCGGUAG